AUGUUCGAGAUGUUCGCGUCGAUUUAUUACUUGGUCACUUGUCUGAUUUCACUUUUUCUCAACGGGUUCAUUUUGGUAGUCAGUUUGCGGGCGAGCACCAGAGGUGAGUACAAAUGGGUGUUCUUUGGUUGCUCCGUCUCAAACUGUAUCCUCUCGAUUGGUCUCCUGCUCGUCAUGCCGCAUGUACUCAAAUAUGGCUCAAAAUAUGAAUACUCAUUGAUCACGACGGCUAACCCAUUGAUGGCAUUGCUUGGUAGAGUCCCCUGUUCGAUCAUUUUCAACACGUUGUACACCCGGCAAACGCACGCAAAUUUACUCUCGAUUUGCAUCGUGCCGUUGAAUCGUUUUGUGCACGUUUGCUGGAAAGGAACGAAAGUCUCCGGAAAAGCUUGGAUUAUUAUAGCGUUGAUCCCGAAUUUCGUGCCACUUUUUGUGUUUUUCAUUGCUCGAGCUAUCGAUAUGACAACGAUUUGGGACAUCUACGAUGUUUAUUCGGAUCUUCAAGGUUUGGAUGAGCGAAACGUGGAAACGAUUUGUUGGUUGGGAGCGAAUUUCGUGAAAGACGGGGACACAUUGAUGACAAUAAGUCUUCUCUCGUAUCCGAUUAUCUCCUAUCCGAUCACUUUGUUCUGCGUUGUGAAGCUCUUCUUUUUCGUUCGCUCGAGUCAAAAAUGUGUUCGAAAUUCGGUUUCCCAGCAGGUUAUCUCGAGACAAAGAAGCAUUUUGGUGGCUAUUAUCAUACAGUCAGUUGCACCCAUUGUCACUUAUCUUCCACUUUUCUCGGUGACUCUCGUUGUUGACAGUCCGAAUGUCAAGGAUUUUGAAUACGACUGGUCUUCAAUGAAUAUUGUUCAUUAUGCGAUCACGUGGAGUCCCACGAUUGAUGCGGUGGCGACGAUUUGCUGCUUGAAAUCUUACAGACGGGCUUUCCUCGAGACUAUUUUCAACAUUCGGCCAGCAACGAAGCCCGAAGUUUGGCAAUUGAAAAAUGGGAAUGGACAGUUUGCGAAGACGUCCAAACGGGAAACUUGCUUUGCAAGACGCAUUUCGGCCGAUGAAAAAGCUAAUGGUACACCACAUGAAGGGCUGGCUCCUGACUAUCAAAUCUUUCGUUCGGAGACACCAAAUAUUAUGGUCCAGCCCAUUGAAAUGCCUGGUGAACAAGCCGAUCACCCUAGCCCUACACCCUUAGAACCACGCACUCUUUCUGCUCGAAAUCUGGAUGAAGAUUCUUUA
Molecule: messenger RNA, 1236 nt
Organism: Mesorhabditis belari
Lineage: Eukaryota; Metazoa; Nematoda; Chromadorea; Rhabditida; Rhabditidae
Source: the annotation of a GenBank genome assembly